Messenger RNA from Drosophila willistoni, 2088 nucleotides. RefSeq names its product proton-coupled amino acid transporter-like protein CG1139. Bases 27 to 1493 code for a protein of 488 amino acids. Gene Ontology annotation, biological process: amino acid transmembrane transport. Lineage: Eukaryota; Metazoa; Arthropoda; Insecta; Diptera; Drosophilidae. Gene Ontology annotation, cellular component: vacuolar membrane. The record is from RefSeq and is a predicted model, not a curated record. Gene Ontology annotation, molecular function: amino acid transmembrane transporter activity. The transcript is spliced from 6 exons.
UCCCCGUCAUCGUCAUCAUCAACAACAUGAGUAAAAACGGGCAUAGUAAUGCCGCCUUUAUUGGUGAUCAUGUGGAUAACAUUAAACAGCCAGGAACAGUAGCAGGAGGAGGAGGAAUUGGUGGCAAGCACACAACAACAUAUCCAUCAUUGGAGCUAGCCGAGAAGGGCACAAAUAAUAACAAUAAGGCAGCCAUCGUUGCCAAAGAUCCCGAUUAUAAUCCCUAUGAGAACCGUCAAGUUGAACAUCCCACUACCAAUGCGGAAACAUUGUUUCAUCUAUUGAAAGGCUCACUGGGUACCGGAAUUUUGGCUAUGCCUAAUGCCUUUAAGAAUUCUGGUUAUGUGACAGGAUCGAUUGGAACUAUAGUCAUUGGUUUCAUUUGCACAUAUUGCAUACAUCAAUUGGUCAAGGCAGAGUUUGAGUUAUGCCGCCGAAAGAAGAUGCCCGCCAUGAAUUAUCCAGCUGUUGCAGAAGCUGCUCUUAACGAGGGACCAUCAUGCUUUCGGUCCUGUUCUCCGUAUAUUGGAACUGUGGUCAAUACCUUCCUAUUGAUCUAUCAACUGGGCACUUGUUGUGUCUAUGUGGUAUUUGUGGCCUCCAAUAUCAAGUCAAUUGUGGAUGCCGUUUGGGAGACGAAUGUUGAUGUACGUCUAUGCAUGAUCAUCAUUUUAGUGCCCCUCAUUCUUAUCAAUUGGGUGCGCAAUUUGAAAUAUUUGGCUCCGUUCUCCACUCUGGCCAAUGCCAUUACCAUGGUCUCCUUUGGCAUCAUUUGCUAUUACAUUUUCCGUGAACCCAUCUCAAUGGAGGGCAAAGAUGCGGUUGGCAAAAUUGAGAAUUUCCCACUAUUCUUUGGCACCGUGCUAUUCGCAUUAGAGGCAAUCGGUGUUAUAUUGCCAUUGGAAAAUGAGAUGAAAACCCCAAAGAAAUUUGGCGGCAGUUGUGGCGUGCUUAAUGUGUCGAUGGUAUUGAUUGUGUUCCUAUAUGUGGGCAUGGGUCUAUUCGGUUAUCUCAACUAUGGCACCUCUGUGCUGGGAUCCAUAACGCUUAACCUGCCGGAACAUGAGAUCCUGGCUCAAUGUGUCAAGGGCAUGUUGGCCUUUGCCAUUUAUAUAACCCAUGGCCUGGCCUGUUAUGUGGCCAUUGAUAUCACUUGGAAUGAUUAUGUGGCCGACAGAUUGGGACCCCAGCGUAAUAAACUCUUUUGGGAGUAUGCAGUUAGAACUCUUCUGGUUCUUGCCACUUUUCUUUUGGCUGUGGCUAUACCCAAUCUGGAGCUGUUUAUCUCACUCUUUGGUGCCCUAUGUCUAUCAGCUUUGGGCUUGGCUUUUCCGGCUCUUAUACAAAUCUGUACACAUUGGUAUCACACCAAGGGUAUUGCCAAAAUAUGGCUUUUAUUAAGUAACUUUGUGUUAAUCAUUGUCGGAAUACUGGGCCUGGUUAUAGGCACAUAUACCUCACUCAAAGAGAUUGUACUCACAUUCUCCGAGUAGUAAUUUGUUAUUUAAUAAUCUUGGUUUGUUAAUGAAUGAAUUUUUUUUGUUUUUCUUUGAAUUUGCCAAGUGGCAUUCCAAUUACAAGUGAAAGUAUUAUGAACAAAAACAUAAAAUAUGAUAAAACUAUGUAAAUCGAUAAACAUUCACAGACCCACUAUAUAUAUAGACAAUUACCUACCAAUGCAUACAUAUACAAAUGUAUAUAUAAAGGACACAACUUUGGGCCAACAAAAGUGGGAUUUAAAAAUCCCUAAAGUUCCGAAUUUCGAUUCAUUUGUUAUGCUUCAAUUGCUUUCUCAAUCUCUUGACAAAUUUCUCUUUCUCAACUUCGAUUUACUAUCAUUCCUAUACUAUCAACUAAAAGCUAUAUAGCAAAGCAAAAUCCUAAAUAUAUAUCGAAUGUUAUUAAGAUUUCUGUACAGUUAAUUGUUGUCUGUAAACUUGAUAAACUUGUAUAGAAGAAUAUAUGUAAUAAUAAUAAUUUUUUUUAAAUGAAAUUGAUCAGAUUUGUGAUAUUUUAAGAAUAUUAUGCCCAAGAUGAAAAACACACAAAAAGGAAAAAAAAAACAAAAAACAAAACAGAGAAAACAUA